Molecule: messenger RNA, 1251 nt
Organism: Aspergillus nomiae NRRL 13137
Lineage: Eukaryota; Fungi; Ascomycota; Eurotiomycetes; Eurotiales; Aspergillaceae
Product: GTPase-activating protein RNA1
Exons: 1
Coding region: 1-1251 (416 amino acids)
Biological process (GO): activation of GTPase activity; nucleocytoplasmic transport
Cellular component (GO): perinuclear region of cytoplasm; nucleus; cytosol
Molecular function (GO): small GTPase binding; GTPase activator activity
Source: RefSeq, a predicted model, not a curated record
AUGGCCCCUUCUAAGGUCUUUUCUCUUGAAGGCAAAGGCCUCAAGCUGGACACUGCUGAGGAUGUUGAAGCCCAUAUUGCACCUCUGAUCGAGAGCGCUGAUUACACUGAAAUCCGCCUGGGUGGCAAUACUUUCGGCGUGACAGCCUGUGAGCGUUUGGGUGCCGCCUUUUCCACCCAGAAGAACCUCGAAGUCGCUGAACUUGCCGACAUCUUCACUUCGCGUCUGAUUGAAGAGAUCCCCAUCGCGUUGACUCACCUUUUGAAUGCGCUCCUUGAAAUCCCGACGCUUCACACCGUCAACCUUUCCGACAAUGCCUUCGGCAAGCGGACCUCGAAGCCCCUCGUCGACUUCCUCUCUGCCCACGUUCCUUUGCGCCACCUGAUUCUGAACAAUAAUGGUAUGGGUCCUGAUGCAGGUGUGGAGAUUGCUGGAGCACUGGAGGAGCUCGCAAAGCGUAAGGAGGAGGCCCGCAAGGCAGGAAAGGAGGUCCCUCAGUUGGAGAGCAUUGUCUGUGGCCGGAACCGACUGGAGAAUGGAAGUAUGGCAGCGUGGGCACGUGCAUACGAGGUGCACGCCGCAGGAAUGCGCUCAGUGAAGAUGACCCAGAACGGUAUUCGUCAGGAGGGUGUCUCCCUGUUGUUGAGGGAGGGUCUCCGCCACGCCAGCAACCUUGAGGUCCUUGACUUGCAGGAUAACACCUUCACCCUCAUGGGCUCUACUGCUCUCUCUGAGGUGCUUCCAGGAUGGACUUCCCUGCGCGAGCUCGGUGUCGGUGACUGUUUGCUCUCCGCUCGUGGUGGUGUUAAGGUUGCGCAGGCUUUGGCUGGUGCCAAGAACGCGAAGUUGGAAACACUUCGUCUGCAAUAUAAUGAUAUCACAGCCGAGGGUGUUAAACAGUUCUUGCAUGCGACAAAGACCGCACUGCCUUCGUUGCGCCGAAUUGAGUUGAACGGUAACAAGUUUAUGGAGGAGGACGACAACGUCAAUGAGUUGCGCGAGAUCCUAGAGGCUCGUAAGGAAGAGCACGGCAAGGAUGAUGACCCGGAGGAGAUGUGGGGUGUGGACGAGCUGGAUGAGCUCGAAGAGGAGAGCGACGAGGAAGAAGAGGAGGAGGAGGAAGAGGAGGAAGAAGAGAAGGCCGAGAAGUUCGUGAAAGACAAUGCUCAGGCCGAAGAGGCCAAGGUCUCUCAGAAGCAGGACAAGGAAGUUGACGAACUUGCCGAGGCUCUGGGAAAGACUGGUCUGUAA